AUGACUGUUCCUCUCUAUAAAUACACCCUUGGCUUCAUUGAAUGCAAAGAAACAGAUACUAUUCUCUUCCUCAACCGCGAGAAACCUCCACACAUGGGAAAGUGGAAUGGUGUUGGCGGCAAGCUAGAACCAGGUGAGUCCUCCUUGGAGUGUAUUAUCCGAGAAACCAAAGAAGAGACGGGUCUCGUUAUAGACAAUUAUAUAUCAAGAGGAGUUUUAAGAUGGUUCAACAAAGAGGAGGACUUAGGAGGUGUGUACUUGUUCACCGGAAGUGUUCUGAAAGAGGUUUGCAACAACUACAAAACCCAGUCUACUAGAGAAGGUAUAUUGGAGUUCAAGAAGAGGCAAUGGGUAUUACAUCCUCAGAAUGUUGGAGUUGUGGAUAACAUCAAAAUGAUCUAUGAAGAAAUGGAGCAGGCCAAUGAGCACAAUGUUUUUGUCGCUCAGUACGAUGGCCUAACCUUCUUGAAAGGGUACAAGUUGAAAUAG
Yamadazyma tenuis ATCC 10573 is the source of this 489-nucleotide messenger RNA. RefSeq lists its product as uncharacterized. Gene Ontology annotation, molecular function: hydrolase activity, acting on acid anhydrides, in phosphorus-containing anhydrides. The record is from RefSeq and is a predicted model, not a curated record. Lineage: Eukaryota; Fungi; Ascomycota; Pichiomycetes; Serinales; Debaryomycetaceae.